Molecule: messenger RNA, 3728 nt
Organism: Psammomys obesus (fat sand rat)
Lineage: Eukaryota; Metazoa; Chordata; Mammalia; Rodentia; Muridae
Gene: Plcd3
Product: phospholipase C delta 3
Exons: 15
Coding region: 877-3234 (785 amino acids)
Biological process (GO): intracellular signal transduction; lipid metabolic process
Molecular function (GO): phosphatidylinositol-4,5-bisphosphate phospholipase C activity
Source: RefSeq, a predicted model, not a curated record
GCUCGCGGCCCCUACCCGAAAGCUUGUGCUUGAGAGAGCCGCACGGACACCCAACCCUUGGCAUUCUCCAGACUACACCGGCACCCGUACAGAGUUGUUUUUUUUUUUUUUUUAAUGGGCUGACGUCAUCAGCACCUUGACAGAGUUCGGUGCAGAUCUUUUGGCCAAGGGUGAAGUGUAGCUUUGAACCCCAGACCUAGCUUCUGGGACUCUACGUCGCGCCUCAGCCUUCAGCUCGAAAGCUUGGAGACGCCCCCCUUUGGAGGGGUGGCUCUUGGCCUGGAGCUCAGUCCUUGACGUCACUGCCUGACCUGCCCCCGCCCCCAUUCCUGCGCAGCUCUGCUCUAGGAGUCAAUGGGCUUUCCCCGCCACAGGACCCUUCAGCCCGGGGCGCGCCCCUGUGGAUCUGUCCCCUGCCUAGUUCCCGAGGGGACCCGGCAAAGGUGGAUGGAGUAGGUUCCUGAGUCAGAGUCCCCAGAAAAAAGUGUGUCUGGGCCGGAGGACAGUCCUGUCCCUCCGGGGUAUUCAGUCCCCUCAAACAGGGACUCUGACCACUGGUGGAGAGGAGAUGCGGGGACCUCUGGGGAAACGGAAAGACCGACUCACUAGCGGGGGCGAACGCACAGACAUCAGGACGUACAGCUCCGGACCUGGGGUCCCGCCGGCGCCUCGCCCCGCCCCUGUCCAGCCUCGCUCCGCCCACCUCCACCUCUCCCCUCCCUCUCUCCCUCCUCCCGAGGUCUCCUCCUCCCGACUCCCAGGGCGCCGCUAAGUUUCUUCGCUCGGGACCGCGCACGGGGCUGUGGACGAGCUGUGCGCCCGUUGCCGGGUUCUGGCGCGUAGAUCCCGGGCCCUGACCCCGGGCCCUUCGCGACCAUGCUGUGCGGUAGCUGGAGAAGGAGGCGCCGCUCGCCGGAGGAGCCCCGGGUGUCCGCCCAGGUCACAGCGCCCCUCGCGUUCUCGCCUCCGCCGGCGUCACCGGACGGCGGCACCAAGAGGCCUGGGCUGCGGGCGCUGAAGAAGAUGGGUCUGACGGAGGAUGAGGAUGUCCAAGCCAUGCUGCGGGGCUCCAGGCUCCUCAAGAUCCGCUCGCGCACGUGGCACAAGGAGCGGCUGUACCGGCUGCAGGAAGACGGCCUGAGCGUGUGGUUCCAGCGGCGCAUCCCGCGCGCGGCCUCGCAGCACGUCUUCUUCCUGCAGCACAUCGAGGCUGUCCGGGAGGGCCACCAGUCGGAGGGCCUGCGGCGCUACGGGGCCGCCUACGCGCCCGCCCGCUGCCUCACCAUCGCCUUCAAGGGCCGCCGCAAGAACCUGGACCUGGCGGCGCCCACUGAGGAGGAGGCGCAGCGCUGGGUGCGGGGGCUGGCCAAGCUGCGGGCACGCCUGGAUGCCAUGAGCCAGCGGGAGCGCCUAGACCACUGGAUCCAUUCCUACCUGCACCGCGCCGACUCGGACCAGGACAGUAAGAUGAGCUUCAAGGAGAUCAAGAGCCUGCUCAGGAUGGUCAAUGUGGACAUGAAUGACAUGUAUGCCUACCGCCUCUUCAAGGAAUGCGACCAUUCCAACAAUGAGCGUCUGGAGGGGGCCGAGAUCGAGGCAUUCCUACGGAGGCUGCUGAAACGGCCUGAGCUGGAGGAGAUCUUCCACCGGUACUCAGGAGAGGACCACGUGCUGAGCGCCUCUGAGCUGCUGGAGUUCCUGGAAGACCAGGGAGAGGAUGGUGUCACCCUGGCCUGUGCCCAGCAGCUCAUCCAGGCCUAUGAGCUCAACGAGACAGCCAAGCAGCACGAACUGAUGACUCUGGAUGGCUUCAUGAUGUACCUGUUGUCUCCUGAGGGAGCUGCCCUGAACGUGGCCCACACGUGUGUGUUCCAGGACAUGAGACAGCCCCUUGCCCACUACUUCAUCUCCUCCUCUCACAACACCUAUCUGACUGACUCUCAGAUCGGAGGGACCAGCAGCACGGAGGCCUACGUUAGGGCCUUCGCGCAGGGAUGCCGCUGUGUGGAACUUGACUGCUGGGAAGGGCCAGGCGGGGAGCCCAUUAUCUACCACGGCCACACACUCACCUCCAAGAUCCUCUUUCGAGACGUGAUCCAGGCUGUGCGUGACCACGCUUUCACGUUGUCCCCGUAUCCUGUUAUCCUAUCCCUUGAGAACCACUGCGGGCUGGAGCAGCAGGCUGUCAUGGCCCACCACCUUCGAAGCAUCCUGGGAGACAUGCUGGUGACGGAAGCCCUGGACCCCCAGAACCCUGAGGAACUGCCUUCUCCUGAGCGGCUGAAGGGCCGGGUCUUGGUGAAGGGGAAGAAGCUGCCAGCUGCUCGGAAUGAGGACGGCCGACUUUUGUCAGACAGGGAGGAUGAAGAUGAUGAGGAAGAGGAGGCAGAAGAAGCAUUGGAGGCUGCAGAGCAGAGGAGGAGAGCCAAGCAGAUCUCUCCAGAGCUCUCGGCAUUGGCUGUGUACUGCUGUGCCACUCGCCUGCGGACCCUGAACCCCGGUUCUUGCCCAUCCCAGCCCUGCAAGGUCGGCUCCCUCAGCGAGCGCAGGGCCAGGAAGUUCGCCAGGGAGGCAGGAACCAGCUUUGUCAGGCACAACACUCAGCAGCUGACCCGAGUGUACCCACUGGGGCUUCGGAUGACCUCAGCCAACUAUAAUCCCCAGGAGAUGUGGAACUCAGGCUGUCAGCUGGUGGCCCUGAACUUUCAGACUCCUGGCUACGAGAUGGACCUCAACACAGGGCGCUUCCUCAUAAAUGGGCAGUGUGGCUAUGUCCUGAAACCUGCUUACCUGAGGCAACUCGACACCACCUUUGACCCCGAGUGCCCUGGACCUCCCAGAACUACUCUGACAAUCCAGGUGCUAACAGCCCAGCAGCUGCCCAAGCUGAAUGCGGAGAAGCCUAACUCCAUUGUGGAUCCUCUGGUGCGUGUGGAGAUCCACGGGGUCCCUGCGGAUUGUGCCCACAAGGAGACAGACUAUGUGCUCAACAAUGGCUUCAACCCCUGCUGGGCGCAGACUCUGCAGUUCCAGCUGCGGGCCCCGGAGCUGGUGCUGGUCAGGUUCGUGGUGGAGGACUAUGAUACCACCUCCCCCAAUGAUUUCGUGGGCCAGUUUACGCUGCCCCUCAACAGCCUGAAGCAAGGCUACCGCCACAUCCACCUUCUUUCCAAGGAUGGAGCUUCGCUGUCCCCAGCCACGCUCUUCGUUCACAUCCGCAUUCAGAACUCCUGAGGGUCUCACUGACUUACCCUAGGAUCAGCAGGUUCUGGUAUCGUGGCGCAGAACCCUCUCUGGAGCAAGGGACCAUGGGAAUAUGGGCCCCUCGUGCCCAACCCGUCUUGGUCACCAGGUGCUAAGCGUACCUGGGUGCUGAGGGCUGUUUGGUCCCUUAGUGAGAGAUGAUCGGUGUCCUGUCCAGUGGCCCACUGGACUUCGGGGGCCUCCAACCCUGGGACCUUGAGGUGGUCCCAGUUCCCUUGGUCUUCAACUUGAGGAAGACAUAUCCUUCUGACCUCCAGCAGGGCAGUCUUAGCCUUCUUCCCUGAAGAGGGCACAGCCACCCGCAUUGCCUCCUUUCAGGCAUGAGUGGAGCCCCUAGAGCCUGCUUCCCUUCCUGGCCCAGGCAGAUGACCUGGAAGCAGGUUUGUGCCUUGUGUCACGGAGGAGUCCUGGAGAGGGCCCAAGAGGGACUAUUUUAAAAAAUAAAGAAAAAAUGUACCUUUCCA